AUGUUGUUUUCUGCGGUGAUCAAAGCGCUUAUCAUGGUCCUGGUUGGCAUCGAGACACUAGCGGUGGCCUUGGUAUCAUCUGCCUAUUCGGGUGGCAUUUUUGAAAUCCUGGUGAACCUCCAAGUCAGCGAGGAAGUCGGCCUUCUUGGGUAUUUCGCUCUACGUCAUUGGAUUCGCUAUCGGCCCUUUGUUCUGGGCUCCCUUGACCUCACUGCUGGAAGCGCUGGGUUGCAGAACAUUUGGACACUGAUUAUUCUGUGGUUCUUCGCUGGGUGUCUCGGUUCUGCGCUUUUCGCAGUGUCUGGUGGUAUUAUCGCCGACGCAUUUCCUGCCAUCAGUCGUGGCCUUGCUAGUGGGUUGUACUGCGCUGGUCUGUUCCUCAGGCCGACCUUGGGUCCCAUUAUUGGUAGCUUCUUAUCGAAAAAUGCCGGUUGGUGA
Molecule: messenger RNA, 438 nt
Organism: Penicillium hordei
Lineage: Eukaryota; Fungi; Ascomycota; Eurotiomycetes; Eurotiales; Aspergillaceae
Exons: 2
Coding region: 1-438 (145 amino acids)
Biological process (GO): transmembrane transport
Molecular function (GO): transmembrane transporter activity
Source: RefSeq, a predicted model, not a curated record